AUGUUACUCGAUCACCCGCCACCGCUUCCGCCACCAGGCUAUGGCACGCCGCCGCCGCCGCCACCACCACCACCCACAGGGUAUGGCACGCCACCGCCUUCUCCCUCUCCAACGACGCACGUCACGGUCAUCGUCAUCGUCGUCCCGAUCGUCGGCGUCAUAUGCCUCGGGCUUCUAGCCGCCCUGCUGUUCGUCUUCUGUAGGAGGCGCCGGCGCCGGCGGUGCCCGGAGGUGGUGGAGGAGGCCAAGGUGGACGACGAGGUGGAGGACGUGGAGGUCGUUGUCACGGAGCACGUCCGCAUCGUGGAGGGCGUCGUCGGUGAGGCCGCCGGCGAGGUCGUCGAGGCGUCCAAGCAGGCCGGAGGCGCGUACACCUGCUGCGAAGGCGGCGGCGGCGGUGUUGUGGCUGUGGAGGAGGCCCUGGCGGCGGGGGUCGUCGUCCAGGACGACGUUAAGGUGGAGGAGCACGUCGUCAGGUUCACCGAGGAGUCGAAGCGGGAGCGAGAGUGA
Miscanthus lutarioriparius is the source of this 510-nucleotide messenger RNA. The record is from the annotation of a GenBank genome assembly. NCBI's taxonomy places the organism in Eukaryota, Viridiplantae, Streptophyta, Magnoliopsida, Poales, Poaceae.